Panicum virgatum (switchgrass) is the source of this 3610-nucleotide messenger RNA. Its product is annotated as GDSL esterase/lipase At5g55050-like. Lineage: Eukaryota; Viridiplantae; Streptophyta; Magnoliopsida; Poales; Poaceae. The transcript is spliced from 9 exons. The coding region runs from base 2320 to 3429 and encodes 369 amino acids. Gene Ontology annotation, molecular function: hydrolase activity, acting on ester bonds. The record is from RefSeq and is a predicted model, not a curated record.
CGCGGCAGCCCACGAACUGUCUCGGAACUUCUCGACCUCGACUCGGCCGUCGCCGGCGCGCCGCGCCCGACGGCCGCCCGAGCUCCGCCCCGGAGAUCCGCGGCUCCGCCCCCGUCGUACAGCCGCGCUAGAAAGCCGACAGUUCCCACUGCGGUUUUCGGCACCGCAAGGGGGUGCUUAUCUAGGGUUUGAUUCCAAGCUUUCCUUCACCCCGCUCCAUGGCGGCCACCAACGCUGCGGCGGAGGCGAGGAGCGUCCUUGAACCGGCCGCAGGGUCCUCCACGGCCGUACGCCACCUCCUCUCUCUCUCUCCGGGUGUGUGAUGGAGUAAUGCAUGGCUCCAUAUCUGAUGCAGCAUGCGUUUCUGAUAUAUUCUGACUUGCCAAACAUGCAUGUAAUGGUCCCGGAUUGGGUUGGCAGGCAAGAACCAGGCAUGCAGGCUGUGAGGGAAGGGGACAAGAUCACAAAAAUGAUUCGUUCAGGCUGGUGGGGAAAUAGAUGAUGAGGGGGUAUUUUGGUCAGCUUAUAUGUACAAGGUGGUUUUGAAACUCCAAAGACAGUUAUAUUUGGGAAAAAUGUUGAAUGCUUAAUAUAGCUAUAUUCCGGGACGGAGGGAGUAUGUAGUCCAUGUUCGUUUUAAAAAAUGUAACAACUCAAGUACUCGAUACUGAAUUGAAAUUUUAGAGUUUGCAGAAUCCUAAAAGAAAACGUGGAUUGUAUAUGAUUGGCUUAUAUCUCAUCAUCUUGUGCUGUUCAGACUUGGAAAUGUCAAUUUGUUAGGCAAUGAAGUUGAACUACGUACACGAAGGAGAAGUGAGAAACAUGUAGCAAUCAAUUUUAGGACUAUGAUUUUGAUGAAUGACGAUAUUGCUAAGAAAAAGAAUUACCAUGUUCCACUUGUUAUCGUCUCUUGCAUUAUUGGCUGAAUGUCUGAAUCUAUAAAUUGCCUUGCUUUAUACUAAUGCCUAUCAUAUCGAAUCUUUAGUUUCCCAGACCACUUUACCUGCUACAGUAGCGGCCUCUUUGCUAGUCGGCCGAUCAGCCCAGAUGACGGCCCCUGGUUUUUACAGUCAUACAGUAGCUCACAGCUGGGAGGGCCUUCGAUGCACGCCACCUGCCUCAUCAGUCAUCAUGCCCAUUUGUUCCAGCGGUAUGCUGCCUUUGUAUGGAAUUCUUGUGAACUGGUGGAAAAGAUCUGCAUAAUGUUCUGUUGAGCAAUAUGGAAAUUGUACAGAAGACCCCCAGUUUUAUAUAUUGGACUGUUUCAAAUUUUUAUCAUCUAAGAAGCAAGUAGUUUUGUCAGUCUGGAUGGAGAUUGAGAAAGUUACAGCCUUGCAGUUGCAGGCAGCUCAACUACCACUUGCUGCAUGACCAUGUUUAACUACCAGUUGCACAGCUCAGGCUUUACACUAUGGAAUUCCGCACAUGGUGAUCUUGGACGCAAGCACCUCAAGGAUUGGAUAUCCUCGUCCAAACUUAUUUAUUUAUAGUCAUUUCUCAACUAUCACCAUCUGAAUCUAUCGCCUUCCACGUUAGUACCAACAUGGCAACAUGCCCAUUUGCGGUUCCAAAAUUGAUAGUUACAUAUGAUGGUUGGGCUUCUGGCCUGGACUUACAAGGAUGUCCCUUUCAAAAUACAGUUUUUACAUAGGAAAGCCAACUGCAUUCUGGCCUGGAACCCUGGACCAACUGCCAACCAACUGCAUUCUGGCCUCUAAGCUUAUGGCACGACAUGCAUGUCAAUAGCAAGCGGCCAAGCUGUACCGUUCUAUUCUAUGCUUCCUCACAAUUGUAAUGCCAGUUUGCUGCUACGUCACUACUUGGUUCUGCUUGUAGCAUAGACUUGUUCUGCGCCACGAGACACCGGCCUGCAACAGCCAGAUGGACUGAAAAUCCAAACUUGAACUUUUUGUAUUUUUGCACAGGCAAUCCAAAGUACUGAUAUUCUUCUAUAGGCUGGCACAUAAUAGUCGUAUAGGAUAUUUCAGUUUAGCUACAUAUGUGUCUCCUUGUCCCUGGCUUCUGCACCAAUGGCAAGCUACAGCUGCAAAACUGAACUUUGGUGUGUUUUUUUUUUUUUACUAACUGGAGCUCGUGAUCGAGAAAUACUAGGCUGAGAGGUUACCGCUUAGGCGCUUACGCAUUACGGUACAAAAGGCAUAUCAUUUGGAGUUUUUCCAGGGCGACCAAUCCAAAGGUGCUUGUCUACAUAUACUCGUACAUUAGCACCUCCUUACGAAGGCCAGGGGCAUCAUAUUGGUUGAGAGCUGGAGCCCGAUCAAGUGCAAGGAGUGCCACCCGUUUAGGGGACUCCAACCAAUGGCCAGCCACAGCAGGGCGUUCUCGCUCGUUGCCCUGUGCUUGCUGCUCAAGGUUGUGCUGCGGGGCACCGCAGAGACCCUCGUGCCGGCAGUGUUUGUGUUCGGGGACUCCAUGGUGGACAUUGGCAACAACAACUUCAUUGAGAAGUGCAACAUUGGCUGCAAAGCCAACUACCCGCCCUUCGGCAUUGACUACCUCAACCACACACCAACUGGCCGGUUUAGUAAUGGCUACAACUUGGCGGACCAGCUAGCUCAACUGCUUCACUUUGACGAGAGCCCACCUCCUUUCCUUUCCCUGUCGAACGCGAGCCUCAAAACCCGGAUGAGAACGGGCAUCAACUUCGCGUCAGGAGGGUCGGGGCUCCUCAUUGCCACCGGCAAUGGACCAUGUACGCAAGUAUUUUCCAUGACUGAGCAGGUUAGGAACUUCACAAUGCUUGCUAGAAAGUGGGGCCGUGCUGAUCUCAUGUCCAAAUCCCUCAUUUUCAUCAACACUGGCAGCAAUGACCUGUUUGAGUACACCUUCUCAGACCAUAACUGUAGCCGUAACGACACAGAAUUCUUGCAAAGCCUCGUGGCCUCCUACAGGAGCUUUCUAAUGGACUUGUAUGGUGCGGGGGCAAAGAAAUUUAGCGUGGUGAGCCCAUCACUGGUGGGGUGUUGUCCCUCGCAGAGGGCGAUAGCUCAUGAUCCCAAGAAUCCCAGGGAUGUCGACAAGUUUGGCUGCUUCGCUGCGGCGAACAACCUCUCCUGGCAGCUGUACCCCAUGAUCGCCACCAUGCUGCACGACCUAUGCCUAGAGCUGCCCGGCAUGAACUACUCCCUUGUGGACUCGAUCAAGAUAGUUGAAUGGGUCUUCUACAACACUGUCAUACCUAAUUACAACUUCACGGUGCUGGACAUGGCGUGCUGUGGUGGAGGGCCGUUUGGCGCUGAUGGGUGUAACUCCUCGGCUACCCUGUGCCAGAACCGCAACAACCACCUGUUCUGGGACGACUACCAUCCGACCACCGCCGCGACGGGGGUUGCUGCGAAGCUGGUAUUUGACGACACUACUGGGCUCUUCGUCCACCCCAUCAACCUGCAGCAACUGAUCGAGCUGUAGAGAGUAUUUGAAAUUGCUUUAUUUACAGCAGACAUGGAAGAACUAUAUUAAGAUGCGCCAUGAUUCAUAUAUGCGUGCGUGAUGAAUAAUGAUGAAGAAUGUGUUUGUACUGAAUUGAGCUGAGAUCACAUGAGCAUAUUUGUUUGUUGUGUAUGUUUAUGAUUUAAUCCUAAUCUGAGUU